AUGUCGACCCCGCACCAGCCGCGGUUCACCUCCUCGCGUCGCCUUGCGCCCCCCAGCUCCGCCAUCCCCGAUCCUCUGCCGCCCCCCCGAUGCCGCUCCCGCGGCCUGCGCAAUCUCCCCCGCGGUCUGCGCAGUCUCCCCCUCCCCCUCCCCUUCCCCCUCCUGCUGCUGCUGCUCGUCGCGCUGCUCCCCCACGCGCCCGUCACGGCGGGCCUGCUGCGCCUCAAGUCGCCGCAGCAGCUCACCUACUCCUUCGCCUCCACCGAUGCCGACUUCGGCCCCGUCAUUCCUUUCAGCGGCCUCUGGGGGAGGUUGUAUCCGACGGUACCCGCAAACGCAUGCCAGCCGAUUCAGAACCGCGUGCCGCCCGGCACCGUCCAGUUCGCGCUGAUUGCGCGCGGAGACUGCUCGUUCGGGCGGAAGGUGCAGAACGCGCAGUUUGCGGGGUACGCUGCUGCGGUGGUGUACAAUAACGAAUCCAAACAAGACCUCGCUAUAAUGACGGAGAACCAGCGCAUGGGCAUCAUGAUUCCCUCCGCCUUCAUCUCUCUCGAAGACGCAACCACCGUUCUCUCGGUCAUCCAGCCCUACCCCGACACCAUAACCAUCCUCUACCCCUCCCAACCCUACUACACCACCUCCGCCUACUCCUGGUCCUUUAUCAUCUGGAUCUCCUCCCUCCUCGCUAUAGGCAUAAUGCUCCUCGCGUUUCUCUGCGUGUGCCGGUAUAGGAUUAGGAAUGCUGUGGCGGGGGCGGCGGCGGCUGCGGGGGUUAGUCCGGCUUUUCUGCCUAUUCAGCUGACCGCCUCGCCGGAUAAGAUGACUCUGGAGGAGGUUAUGGCUCUGCCCGAGAAAACGUUUCUGGGGCUGCCGAGCCUCAAACGGGCAGAGGCUGAAAAGAAGGACAGCAGCAGCAACAAGGGGGAUAAAAUUGAAGGGGUUGAAAAGGAGAAGGCUGACAGGAAGGAAGGUGCUGAAAUGGCAAAAGGAGGUGCAGAGAGUGACUGUAACGAGCUGGGGAGCGGUCAGGAGAAGCUCAAGGGAAAGCAUCAGGUGGAUGUUGUUAUAGUGAGCGAAGGGCGAAGGCCCUCGUGUGACUAUAUCCAACGGGGGGAUGUGGAGCUGAGUCGACAAAGCAGUGUUCGGAGCAGAGUUUCGUUCCGUGAUGUGGAGGAGGGAGCGGGGCAGGAGGAGGAGGAUGGGGAGGAGGUGAUCUACAGAAGCACGUGGGAGACGUGUGCGAUCUGCCUGGAGGACUAUGAGCGUGGCGACCGGCUGAGAGUGCUGCCGUGCAGUCACGAGUUCCACACUGAGUGUGUGGACGAGUGGCUUACAACCCGGCAGCCCUUCUGCCCUGUCUGCAAGCGCAUCGCUCGAGCCCCAAAGAAAACCCCAGAAGCAGAGGCGACUGCCUUAUCUGCCUCCUCCUCGGCAUCCUCGUCGACGAAUGAUUUGGAAAUGGCAAGUGAUUUCCAGCUCUUGUCACAUGUAUCUUCGGAAUCCACCAUCCCAGGGGCGAGUGUUCAUGGGCCGAGCGUUGGGCCUCAAGCGCAAGAUGCUGUAUUGCAGAUUCGGGAAGGCCAACAGGAGCAGGACAAUACAACAAUAAACAUACCAGAACUCCAAGCCAGUGCUCAACCACUUGUUGCUGCACAUUAUGUCGCGGCGUACGCUGCAUUCCCGCAGCACCGCACGGUAAUCGUCGCGGUUAGUGCGGUCGGGAGUCUGGUGCGAGGCGGCAAGAAGAAGGGGAAGGUCGUGAAGCAUAAGUCGUUUGUCGCUGGCGACCCCGAUCGUGGCGUGAAGCUUGAAUGGAGCGACAUCACGUGCCAGCUUCUCAAUAAGAAGGGAGAAGGGGUGAAGAAGCUGUUGGAUGGGCUAAAUGGCAGCGCGAGGCCCGGUCGCCUGCUGGCAAUCAUGGGACCAUCGGGGUCCGGCAAGACUACGCUGCUCAACACCCUGGCCGGCCAGCUGCCUAAGAGCAGCAAGAUUGCGCUCUACGGAUCCAUCCGCGCUAAUGGCAUCCCCAUUGCCGAUUCGUGGCACAAGCAGGUGUACGUCCGUCAAGAGGACAUUUUCUUCUCGCAGCUGACGGUGCGGGAGACGCUGGUGACGGCGGCGAAGCUGCAGCUGCCGUCGUCCAUGUCGGACGCGGAGAAGGAGCAGCACGUGGAGGAGCUGCUGCAGCACCUGGGCCUGGUGAACGCGGCGGGCACGAUAGUGGGCGACAACAAGACGCGCGGCAUCAGCGGCGGCGAGAAGAAGCGGCUGUCCAUUGCGUGCGAGCUGCUGGGUAAUCCAUCCGUGGUGUUUGCAGACGAGCCCACGACAGGGCUGGACGCGUACCAGGCGGAGAAGGUCAUGCAGACGCUGAAAGACCUCGCCAAGGAGGGCCGCACUGUUAUCUGCAGUAUCCAUCAGCCACGUGGCAGCGUGUUUGACAUGUUUGAUGACAUCAUGGUGGUUGCGGGCGGCAAGCUCAUCUACUCUGGGCCGGCAGGGGACACUUGUCUUGAGUAUUUCAAGAAUCAGGGGCACGAGUGCCCGCUGCACUCCAACCCAGCAGAGUUCCUCUCAGACCUGGUCGGCACUGACCAUUCCUCUCCAGACACCGAGGCCCAGUCCGCCGCCCGCAUCAACCGCCUCAUCCAAGCCUUCGCCGCCCACUCCGCCGCCCAGGCCGACAGCAGCGCCGCCCUGGCCGUCUCCUCUGCCCUCCAAGCAAGCCUGGGGGACAGUGAUGAGGAGGAGGGGGAGGGGGAGGGGGAAGGGGGGAAGGGGCAGAAGAGAAAGAAGACCCUCGGGCUGUCCGCAGCCAAGGCAGAUGCCGACGGGGCAGGGUUCUGGCAGCAGUUCAAAAUCCUCCUAGUCCGAGCCUGGCGCCAAACCACUCGCGACCGCGCCACCAACGUGGUCCGAGCAAUGAUGAACCUCACCUCUGCAGCCAUCUUCGGGUCCAUCUUCUGGCGCAUGGGCUUCGGGCAAACCACCAUCCAGGACCGCAUGGGACUCCUCCAAGUCGCGGCGAUCAACACGGCCAUGGCUUCCAUUACCAAGACGCUGAAUGUGUUUCCCAAGGAGCGGCAGAUUGUGGAGAGGGAGCGAGCCAAGGGCGCGUAUGCGGUGGGGCCGUAUUUUCUGUCCAAGCUCGUGGCUGAGCUGCCUGUGACGGCGUUUUUCCCUGCACUGUUCUCGGUGGUGUGCUACCCCAUGACCGGUCUGCACCGCACUAUACCCAGGUUUCUCAAGUUCAUGGGAGCCACAACAGUUGAGUCCUUCACAUCAUCAGCCAUGGGCCUCACAGUGGGGUGCAUCGCCCCCACGGUCGAAGCAGCCAUGGCGCUCGGCCCCUCCAUAAUGACGGUCUUCAUCGUCUUUGGAGGGUACUACGUCAACCCCGACAACACGCCUGUCAUCUUCCGCUGGAUCCCCAACACCUCCCUCAUCCGCUGGGGUUUCGAGGCACUGUGUGUGAAUGAGUUUGACGGGCUGACAUUCGAGGCCUCCAAACCCACGGACCUGAGCACGGGAAAGCAGGUGUUGGAGCGCCUUUCUUUCUCCGAUAGCUCCGUGGCCAAAUCAGUGCGCAAGGAGGUCCAGAUCAUGCUCGGCUGGUACUGGGCUUCGGCCUACCUGCUCCAGAAGAAAAACCCUGAGUUUACUAAGCUGCUGCCGGUGUCUAAGCUGCAGGGGAAGGUGGGAGGGACUGAGUCUGGUAAGGAGGGGGCUUGUGUGAAGAGCAGUGUGGUUAUAGAGGAGGUGAUUGAAGCGAAGGAGGAGAGUGUGGCGGCGACGGAACAGGUGACAACAGAGACGACUACCACUACCACCACCACCACGAGCAGCACCACGAUCACGACUGCUACCACCACUGCUGCCACCACUGCUGCCACUGUCGUUACUGAGUCGGCCAGUGUGGUGGUUGAAACCACCGAAGAGGAAUUUGUCGAGGCUGAAUCAUAG
Molecule: messenger RNA, 3963 nt
Organism: Closterium sp. Yama58-4
Lineage: Eukaryota; Viridiplantae; Streptophyta; Zygnematophyceae; Desmidiales; Closteriaceae
Source: the annotation of a GenBank genome assembly